Messenger RNA from Pipistrellus kuhlii (Kuhl's pipistrelle), 908 nucleotides. RefSeq names its product gasdermin B (gene GSDMB). Gene Ontology annotation, biological process: pyroptotic inflammatory response; defense response to bacterium. The transcript has 6 exons. The record is from RefSeq and is a predicted model, not a curated record. Lineage: Eukaryota; Metazoa; Chordata; Mammalia; Chiroptera; Vespertilionidae. Bases 1 to 579 code for a protein of 192 amino acids. Gene Ontology annotation, molecular function: phosphatidylserine binding; phosphatidylinositol-4,5-bisphosphate binding; phosphatidylinositol-4-phosphate binding.
AUGGCCAGGGAGGAGGACGGGUACAAAGUCCUGGGUGGAAGGGAGGAGCGGCCCUGCAGCCUGGGCUCCUCGCUGGCCCUGGUCCAGCAUCUCAGUCCUCGGAGCGUUGUCGGGGAGAGUUCACAGGCUGAGUUCCAAGCUGUGGAUGUGGAUGGGUUCUUAGCUGCUGCCUCAAUAGUAAAGUCUUUGAACUUGGAGGAUUUAAGAAACAUGAAGGAGAAGAUGCAGGACACAGCGAGAGGUCUCCAGGAUCUGACUGAAGAGGAUCAAGAUGUGCUAAGCUAUCUCACUAAGUGCCCCACCACAGACAAGGAGUUGAAGGAUCUAGAUGAAAAAGUGUCUCAAGUCCUGCCCUCCGGUGAGCUGCAGAUGGAGGGCCCAGCAGGUCCUCUCCUGAGUAGCCUUUUUAAUGCUGCUGGCAUCUUGGUUGAGGCAUGCGUAGAAGCCAUUCUGGAGUUCCUGGAAGCCUUGAAGGAGCUGUCUGAGGAGGAGCAGCUUAUGGCUGAGACCCUGAAGAAGGGGACCCUGCCCCUGUUGAAGGACCAGUUAAGAGAGUCUGGGCUGAGGGCUAGGUCUUAGUAGAAGUGAAUGCCCGUGCUUUUCAAGGGAUCCAGAAGUCCCAGGAUUUUGUCCCUUCUGACUUUGUAGUUCUUUGUCAGCUCAUCUCUAUUAAGCUGGUUUGUGGCAAUUCCCUGGACAUAUAGUUUCCGGGACAAUUAGGAAUGGGCAAGAGAGGGGGGUGUAAAACUAUUAGUCCCAGGAUGCAGUUGGCGCCAUCUUAAGUGCCAACCUGAUUGGUUAGCAGUGCCUGUUACUAUGCCAGGCUCACAGGGAAGAUGUUGUCAACAAAAUUGGAAUCAUCUAAAUAGUCCAGCUGGCAAAUUCUAAAUAUAAAAAUUUUACCCUGU